Molecule: messenger RNA, 366 nt
Organism: Owenia fusiformis
Lineage: Eukaryota; Metazoa; Annelida; Polychaeta; Sabellida; Oweniidae
Source: the annotation of a GenBank genome assembly
GUUCAAGGAAAACAAAGAUUAUUCCAUAGAGUUCUUCUUUCAAUAAAUGUGGAUUUAUUAUCUGUCAAUUUGCUCCAAACACUCUACACUCUCUCCUUUGCAACAACAAUAAGUCAGUCAUGGCUCCAGGUCAUGGCACAGUUUGAUGUUCCUCUUAAAUUAUGUUCAUGGCAGUUAGAUGUUCUUCUUAAAUUAUGUUGUUCUGUAGUCCAAAUCUUACAUAUAGAUGAUAUUUUGUUUUUAUCCACAAGCAUCCAAUGUGUAUUGAGGACAAUACUGCGAAUAUUUUUCUUCUUCAUUUCUGGAGAUUCCUGACAUCUGUUCAUUUGCUUGAUAUCUGAUGAGGUAUUGUGUUGUGACCUGAAA